Kwoniella mangroviensis CBS 8507 is the source of this 1074-nucleotide messenger RNA. RefSeq lists its product as uncharacterized. Gene Ontology annotation, molecular function: zinc ion transmembrane transporter activity. Gene Ontology annotation, cellular component: plasma membrane. Gene Ontology annotation, biological process: zinc ion transmembrane transport. The record is from RefSeq and is a predicted model, not a curated record. Lineage: Eukaryota; Fungi; Basidiomycota; Tremellomycetes; Tremellales; Cryptococcaceae. The transcript has 7 exons. The coding region runs from base 1 to 1074 and encodes 357 amino acids.
AUGCUCCCAUACUUCCUAUUGGCGGGUCUACUAACAACGGUCAAAGCUGAUUACGCCUCCGAAGCAGCCGAUUCUGACUCAUGCGCUCCUUCUACUCCUGAGUCAUAUAGUUUGGGAUUACAUGUAGCUUCGGUUUUUGUGAUACUGGUGGGAUCCGGUAUAGGAGUCUUCCUGCCUGUUCUGAUGGGUCCUACUUCGGAUGGCACUCAAAAUGUGUUUUUCCGAAGAACGUUCUUCGUCCUCAAGUAUUUUGGUACUGGUAUCAUCAUCAGUCUGGCGUUCUGUCACUUGCUCCAAGACUCCUUUGAGACCUUUUCAAACGAAUGUAUCGGUGAAUUGGCCUAUGAACCUACCGCACCUGCCAUAGCGAUGGCUUCUAUGCUUGUGAUCUGGCUGGUAGAUUAUUUCGGUGCUAGAUGGGCCGCCCUCAAGAAUCCCCCCUCAGACUGUCAACCAGCAGAGACCGUUGCGGAAGCCCCAACGGCUGAAGUCACACCGACCAGCGAUUCCAAACCCAUGUUCCAGGAUCUAUGUUGCGAAAGCGGCUGUCGGCCUCUCCUGGAGCUCGAUCCAGCCUCCAGAAGGGCACACUGGGACGUGCAGUUGCUGGAGGGAGGAAUCGUAUUCCAUUCCAUAAUGAUUGGAGUAGCUCUAGGUGCUCAGACAGAUGGGUUCGAGGUUACUUUCGCAGCCCUGGUAUUCCAUCAACUUUUCGAAGGAUUGGGUUUAGGCGCGAGAAUAGGCGCUCUAGUUUGGGUGGACACUAAGGGUGGUGUAGCAUGGAAGAAAUGGUUGAUGUGUAUGGCCUACACUGUCAUAACACCCAUUGGAAUCGCUAUCGGCAUUGGAGUUCACCAAUCUUUCAACGAAAAUGGCAGAGCUGAACUGUUAGCUAUCGGAGUCUUGAACUCCAUCUCUGCUGGUAUCUUACUUUACAGCGGUCUGUGUCAGUUGCUUUACGCUGAAUGGGUAGUGGGAGAUAUGAGGGAUACUUCCAACGCUAGAGUCGCAUCUGCUCUCACGGCUUUGGGCCUGGGUCUCUUCGCAAUGGCUCUGAUCGGCAAAUGGACUUGA